Messenger RNA from Cornus florida, 2927 nucleotides. RefSeq names its product probable apyrase 7. Bases 433 to 2655 code for a protein of 740 amino acids. The record is from RefSeq and is a predicted model, not a curated record. Gene Ontology annotation, molecular function: nucleoside diphosphate phosphatase activity. Gene Ontology annotation, biological process: nucleoside diphosphate catabolic process. The transcript has 3 exons. Gene Ontology annotation, cellular component: membrane. Lineage: Eukaryota; Viridiplantae; Streptophyta; Magnoliopsida; Cornales; Cornaceae.
AGUACUCUCACCAACUAAACAAAAAAAGCUCAGAUCUCUCUCCCCUGUUUCUCUCCCACACACGUUAAGUCUCUCAGAUCACUCGUCCUCUUCGAUCAGAUCCGUCUUCUCUCCAACCAAAAAUUCUCUUCUUGUUCUUCACCAUUCAAGGACUCAUGAAACCCUAAAUCCUGGUAUCUGCCACCAUUUCUGUGCACUCAAUGCGCAGACAAGUGGAUCACUAUAUACUUUAGUUGUUGUGUAAUCUCAACUAUACCAUGUAAAGUGGGGGCACGAGUCUCGGCAAUUUAACCAUCAGAAACCUGGGGAUGUAUUUUAAUUUGCACACCAGUUUCAAAUUCGGUGCUUAGUAGAUUUUCAGAGUUUGUGUCUACUGCUGUAAAUCAUUUGUCAUCCCCAAAGCCUUCUGUUGUUCCACAUGUAUCAUCCAUUAUGAUGCCUCCAGGAGGUUCUGGUCAUGGUUUUAGUUUCACUAGUUCCGGGCAGAAGAAUAAUUUGCGACUCUCCUCAUCCCUUCAAGAUUUCUCUGCAUAUCGCCAGCUUGAUCCAGAAGAAGGCAAUCUUAAUCGUGGAAUUGAUAACAGUUUUAAUCAUGCAAAACAGUCUCAUUUCCUACAGAGAGAAAAUGCCGUGUCAAGUUUUUCCAAGGAGAAAGCAUCACCAACAAUCCCUUUUGUGCAAAAGAAUUGGGUGCGAGUGAUCAUGGUUCUCCUGUGCUUAUUGAUGCUUUCUUUAUUUAUAUAUACAGUAAAGUUUUUGAUUUCUAACUGGUCUCAAGGGGCAUCCAGGUUCUAUGUUGUACUUGAUUGUGGUAGCACUGGAACUCGGGUUUAUGUAUAUCAGGCAUCUGUUAAUCACAAUAAAGAUGGCAGUCUUCCUAUUUUAUUGACAUCAUUGCCAGAAGAAGGUCUUCAGAGAAAGCGUAGUUCACAGGGUGGGCGUGCUUAUAAUCGAAUGGAGACUGAGCCUGGGUUUGACAAAUUAGUGCACAAUGUAACUGGUUUGAAGGGAGCAAUAAACCCACUUCUUCAAUGGGCACAGAAGCAAAUUCCCAAGCAUGCACAUAAGACUACUUCAGUCUUCCUUUACGCUACUGCUGGGGUUCGAAGGCUGCCUAGUUCAGAUUCAGAAUGGCUUCUUAAGAAUGCAUGGUCCAUUCUUAAGAGUUCAACCUUUGUGUGCCAUAGAGAGUGGGUUAAGAUUAUCAGUGGCAUGGAGGAAGCAUAUUUUGGAUGGCUAGCUUUAAAUUAUCACACUGGUGUUUUGGCAGCUCCACCAAAAAAAGCAACAUUUGGUGCACUUGACUUGGGUGGCUCAUCGUUGCAGGUUACUUUUGAGAGCAAGGAACAUGAGCAUAAUGAUACUAGCUUAAAGCUUAGUAUUGGUCACGUUAACCAUCAUCUCAGUGCCUAUUCUCUUUCAGGUUAUGGGCUGAAUGAUGCUUUUGACAAGUCUGUGGUUCAUCUUGUCAAGAGGCUUCCUGAUAUUACUAAUGCAGAUUUAGCUAGUGGGAACAUUGAAAUUAACCAUCCUUGCUUGCAGUCUGGUUAUAAAGAGCGAUACAUCUGUUCUCAGUGUGCUUCUAUUUACCAAGAAGGUGAGAGUCCUCUGAAAGGUGGAAAAAAUUUGGUUAAAGGAGGGAAACGUGGAAUUCCAGUAAAGCUUAUUGGUGCUCCAAAAUGGGAAGAAUGCAGUGCACUUGCAAAAGUCACUGUCAAUUUGUCUGAAUGGUCAGGUUUAAGUCCAGGACUUGAUUGUGAGUUGCAACCUUGUGCUCUUGGAGGUAAUGAACCCCGUCCUUAUGGUCAGUUCUAUGCAAUGUCUGGGUUUUUUGUGGUGUAUCGAUUUUUCAACUUGACUUCCGAUGCGACACUUGAUGAUGUGUUGGAAAAGGGUCAGGAAUUCUGUGAAAAAUCUUGGGAUAUUGCGAAGAAUAGCGUUGUUCCUCAGCCCUUCAUAGAGCAGUACUGCUUUAGGGCACCAUACAUAGUGUUUCUAUUGAGAGAAGGCUUGCACAUUACAGAUAGCCAAGUUAUUGUUGGUUCUGGAAGUAUUACUUGGACACUUGGGGUUGUUCUGUUGGAAGCUGGGAAGGCAUUGUCAACUAGAAUGGAGCUUCAGAGUUACGAAAUACUCCGGAUGAAGAUACACCCAGUUGUUCUUUCUGCCAUCUUGUUUGUUUCGUUGUUGUUCCUAGUGUAUGCAUUAUCGUGUGUUGGCAAGUCGAUGCCAAGAUUUUUCUGCGGCCCAUAUCUUCUUCCCCUUUUCAAGCAUGACAAUGCCUCAACCACAUCUGUUCUUAAUAUUUCAUCCCCUUUCCGUUUUCAGCGUUGGAGUCCUGUAAGCUCAGGGGAUGGAAGAGUUAAGAUGCCACUGAGUCCAACAGUUGCAGGUGCCCAGCAGAGAACAAUUAGCAUAGGAAAUGGUUUCAGUAGCAGUGGCAUUCAGCUCGCAGAGUCGUCUUUAUUCCCAUCAACUAGCAGCGUUUCACAUAGUUAUUCCUCAGGUAGCUUGGGGCAGAUGCAAUUUGAGAAUAAUAGCAUGGGUUCCUUUUGGUCACCUCACAGAAGUCAGAUGCGUCUUCAAAGUAGGAGAUCACAAUCUCGGGAAGACCUUAAUUCUUCACUGGCUGAGGCACACUUGGUGAAGCUUUGAAGCAUGCUCCGCAAGAAACUUUGGUACAAUCACUUGAUUCGGCUUCAACUUGCAUUUACAUAGAAAUGUCAUUUAAAGUUUUGCUUCAUUAAAUAUCAAGGCAUUCUUUUUGUACCAUAUAGAACUCUCUCUAUUCAGCUAAUGCAAAUUUAGACUUGGGAGUUGAAACUUAGAUUUGUUCUCCAUUGCGUGUAAAUUUUCUAGUGUUUUACGACACAUGCGUCAGUAGCUAGCUAAUCAGUUUAUGAAAGAAAUUGUGAUUUUAAAACGAA